AUGUCCAAAAAAGUCCUCGAAAACAACCUCCUUACUAGCAGAAGCUCAACUUCCCCCACCUCUGCUUUUCAUCCCGUCCCGUCCUCACCUCCAUCCCAUCAACUUGCCCCUCCAUCCUUUUUCUUCCUCCUUGAAUACUACACUUUACCUGCAACAACAAACUACAAGGAAGCCUUCGCUCUCUUCGACAAGCGCGGGAAUGGGCGUAUCCCGUUAAGCUCCCUGGGCGACCUUCUCAGGGCUUGUGGACAGAACCCCACGAAUGCAGAGGUUGACGAUCUCAUCCACGGCUCUGCACCCAAAGGCGAUCUGGACUUUGAGUCGUUUUUGAAAAUCCUGAACCGUCCGAAUGGGUUCCGUGAUCCAGGGGAGCCGGAUGAGUUUGUUAGGGGGUUUCAAGUAUUUGACAAAGACUGCACGGGUUACAUUGGGGUUGGGGAGCUGCGAUACGUUCUUACCUCUCUUGGUGAGAAGCUCACCAAUGAGGAAGUUGAUGAGCUACUCAAGGGCAUGAACGUUCAUGGCGAUCAGGUUAACUACACUGAUUUCGUCAAGAUGAUUCUCGCAAACUGAUUUUAUUUUGUUUUUAAACGAUGAGCAUGUCUGGAUGAGGGGACAAGCGCUGCCGGAAACGGCACAAAUAUUCCCCUUUUGGUUUCGUUAUAUAUCCUUCUACCCUGUCUUUUUAUUACUGCUGCUACAAUGGAGUUCUCUCGCGAAA
This is a messenger RNA of Tuber melanosporum (Perigord truffle), 721 nucleotides long. RefSeq lists its product as uncharacterized. The record is from RefSeq and is a predicted model, not a curated record. NCBI's taxonomy places the organism in Eukaryota, Fungi, Ascomycota, Pezizomycetes, Pezizales, Tuberaceae. Gene Ontology annotation, molecular function: calcium ion binding. Gene Ontology annotation, cellular component: myosin II complex. The transcript is spliced from 5 exons. Bases 1 to 573 code for a protein of 190 amino acids. Gene Ontology annotation, biological process: mitotic actomyosin contractile ring assembly.